Messenger RNA from Yamadazyma tenuis ATCC 10573, 972 nucleotides. NCBI's taxonomy places the organism in Eukaryota, Fungi, Ascomycota, Pichiomycetes, Serinales, Debaryomycetaceae. The record is from RefSeq and is a predicted model, not a curated record.
AACUUACUUCCACAAACAUGUAUUUGAAUAUGAUUUGGUAUUUAAUGUCUAAUUACAUUAUGAUGACCGGGGUCUUGGCCACUCCACCCGCAUGCUUUCUCAGCUGUAUCAACGAAAUGGCCCAGUUCUGUGUUGGUGGCCAUACUGACAUCAAGUGUCUCUGUGGAGACCAAGACUCGAUUCUUGGAUGUUUGGUUGAUAUAUGCCCCUAUGGCACGUUUGAGGCAGCCAGAGACCACUACUUUGGAACCUGCUUGGAGCACGGCCAGCCAACUAACGGAAGGUAUCCCCCUGGGUAUUUGCCUCCCCAUAAUACCACAAAGCCAAUCAAAACCAAAACUUGGACUAUCACCCGUCCUUCAUCCACUGAGCCUGGAAGUCCUGCCAACACCAUCCCCAGUGACAGUUCGGACACUGCCCUGGGCUCAGACACCGAUUGUGAUGACGAGGACUGGGGGUACGAGAAAACCGUAUGGGAAGAAGAAGAGUCCGUGGACUCUCAGGGUCGUACGGUGAUCAUUCGGAAACCAGUUCUGGUACCUGAAAAGUACUUGCAGCCCCCAUAUACAGAUCCCAAGCGAAGAAAAUUGAUUAUUUUGGUGCCUAUCCAAGUAGAUGAGGCUAGCCUGAUCUAUUCUGGACAAAAGCAGAAUACCAAAAAGCAGAAUAUCAAAAAGCAGGGGCGAACUUCGUAUGCCCGAUCAGCCCAUUAGCAUUCAUCCAUCGCCCGUUAUUUUAGCAGCUGAUAUGUCCGUUUGUCAAUAUACAACUUACUGAUGGUUGCUCUAGGAACGCUCACAAGGCCCACCUCUCGACGGUUCAGCUUAUUAGUCUCGUACACAUUGGACAUCAACAAGUUGCCGAAUGGGUCCACCACCGUCAACACCCCGUCAAGGACACGGUUGUCACUCAACUCCACUCGCAAACUGCUACCAAUGAACUUCUCUGGCGCAAUAGUAGUCAUAGCUGCUG